Phyllotreta striolata is the source of this 1323-nucleotide messenger RNA. The record is from the annotation of a GenBank genome assembly. NCBI's taxonomy places the organism in Eukaryota, Metazoa, Arthropoda, Insecta, Coleoptera, Chrysomelidae.
AUGGAUAUUGAUUACCAUUUAAAAAGAGCUUCGUUGCUCUCCGAGCAAACAAACGAUUUUCGACCCUCUUUAAGGAAAAUCAGCGAGGAAAAAUCGCCUCCUGAUAAAUUCCAUUUGGCUGCGCUCUUUUCCUUUUUCAACGGUAUGGCAGGAAUGAUACCGCUGACAUUUUUCCUAACAGCCAACGAUUACUGGAUGCACAAAUUAAGAGACACCCGUUACGAAAAUUAUGACUUGAAUAACAAGACUACCCUCCAGCAAAUGUUCACAUCGGUGAGUACCACCGGUACCUCCGUGCCCAGCGUGGUCACCGUUAUACUUUCCAUGCUAUACGGCGCCCAAUUCGACUUGAGGAAGCGCUUCGUUUUCACUUUGGGCAUCGUCAGUUCCAUGUUCAUCGUAUUCACCAUUUUAGUGGAAGUCGAUACUGAUUCAUGGCAAACAACCUUCUUCAUAUUAACAAUCGGCGUAUUGUGCAUGAUAUCCGCGGUUCAGCCGCUUUUCGGGAUCACCAGCAUGAGUUUUCUGUCGCGAUUGCCGGUCAGCUUCAUGCAUAUAAAUUUAUAUGGAACUACGAUCGGCGGACUUUUCGGCUCCACAUUGCAAAUAAUUAGUCUCAGCGUCGGUAAAAACUCCACGGAAAUCGCCAUGAUAUACUUCACCUGCGGAACUGUGGUUAUGUGUUUCACUCUAAUCCUGGCGUAUUUGAUCAAAUACUCGCCUGUUGUUACGUUUUACAUGAAAACGACCCAGGACGUCCGACCGAAGAGGCACAGUUUGAAGGAGUACAAGAAGGUUAUGAUCGACAUUUGGCCCAUAAUUGUCAUCUUAAUUUUACCUAUGCUUACUAUGGGACUGGGACAUCCCAACAUCACGAAUCUCGUUACAUCAGAGCAUUACGAUAAAAACGGCGAAAACCUGUGGUACGACAAAUAUUUCGUGGCUGUGGCAACUUUCUUCAUGUUUGAUGUAACCCAAUUGAUUGGUAGAUUUUUCGGAAGGGCGCACAUUAAUGAGAAUAAUUAUUGGUGGUACAUCGGCGUGACGGUAAUUAAAACGGUAUUUCUAACGCCUUUAUAUUUGUUCUGCAACGCUCUACCGAGGCACCAUUUGAGCGUUUGGUUUCCGCACGAUUACCAAUAUAACUUAAUACACUUUUCGAAUUGUUUAUUACUUGGUAUCUUGUUGACUAACAACUUUCUCAGCGUGCCGAAUUUCGCUAAAGAGAAUACAGAACUGGCCUAUAAGAUGAUAACAACAUUGCUAAUCAUAAUAGCUUCAGUUUCGAGUCUGUUAAAUCCGCUGAUUGUGAGGUUAUUGUGA